Purpureocillium lilacinum is the source of this 1659-nucleotide messenger RNA. RefSeq lists its product as uncharacterized. The record is from RefSeq and is a predicted model, not a curated record. Lineage: Eukaryota; Fungi; Ascomycota; Sordariomycetes; Hypocreales; Ophiocordycipitaceae.
AUGAUGAGAUCCCUCCUCUGGUCCAGUCUCCCGAGGCAGGGCAUUCCAUCCUCUCCCCCGACACAUUCGCAACACGCCAGCAGCAAACCAGUCUCUUCCGACGACCCUGCUUCCUCUUCGCCUCGGAGCACCAGCCUCAGCAGCACCAGGAGCUCCAAAAAGCAUGCACACGCGACCCACGCCGACAGCAGCGUCACCGUCACCGUCAAGCCCGUCCGCUGUGCGUCCUCGUCGACCCUCGGCUCCAGCUCCCUCUCUCCCUCGCCCUCGCCCUCCGUAUCUUCCUCGCUCGCCUCCUCCGAGUUCGAUGUCGCCAUGGUCAAGCGCGGCAGAGCCAAGCGAGCGUCCGACAGUUUAUCUCCGUCGAGUCCCCCCAGCACCACCACCAGCCUGUGCCGGCCGACGACCCCUACGAGUCCCGUCCAGAUCCCCAAGCACGCCAACCGCGACUCGGCACAUACCGUGAAGCGCCCUGCCGCGACGCAUCACCGCCGCAGGCAUCCGCGCCAUCAUGCCCACGACCCCGAAUCAUUAUCGCCAUCCCUCGCCGCACUGCUCGCCGUCACCGACAUCCCGCGGCAGACACGCCGGCGGCGGAAGAGUGACAAGCCCUUGACCGUCGACGAGAUCGUCGGCGACCAACAUGUCUCGGAGAAGGAGCUCAGCCUGACCUUGAGCCGCGGGCCCAUGGACGUGCUCCUCUCGCCACCUGACGACCUGGCCGACGACGACGCCAGUCUGACCGAGAGCAACGUCGGUUCCGCCCUCGCCAGGACCACGUCCAUCGACUCCAUCCCCUCACUCGGCGACUCCUUUGUCACGGACAUGCUCUCGUCGGUCGAUACGCCCCGCAGUCAGUGCUCGCAGAAGCGACGUCUCAGCCCCAUGCGCAAGAGCCUCGAGCCCGUGCGCUCGCCCCCAGACGCCACCGAGGAACACCCGCUCGCCGGCGACGCGUUGGACCUCGAGGAAUUGGAUCUACAGGUGCUCGGGGAGUCGGUCGAGGGGGAAUCUACCAAGCUGCAGUUCCUCGAGCCCUUUAAGCCACUGAGGUCCGUCUUCAAAUCGAACCUGACGGCCUCAUUGCGAGCGUUGCGGUCUGCCGCCAAGUCCUUCUCCAGCAUCAACUUCCCCUCGAUCCCGCCCGACGACUUUCUGACGCGGUCCAUACUCACCAUUGACCCCAACGUGCCCUAUGCGGACGAACGCAGACCCCCCGUCACCGAAGAGAUGCCUUCGGCGGAGCUGCGACGGUAUCUGAACCCAACAACGAGCAGCCUCAUCGACCCGCAACCCAAGCCGCGCCGGGCAUUCUCCGCUUCGAUCCAGAUGCAGACUUACAAGGUGCAGCGCUCGCGCUCGCCGCACCCCUCCGUGCGCAGCCCUUACCCCUCGACGUCGCCGCAGUCCGCCAGUACCGGUCAGCAGACGCGCCCCCCGACCCCGGCGCCCGGCAUGCGCCAGCGCGAGAUGCGAGAGAACUCGGACUUUAUCCGCAUCGCCGUCAUGGAGAUGGCGAUGCGUCGGAGCGGGAAGCUCGACAACCAGCGCCCCGGCCGGGCGCGAUGGGCUCUCCCACCGCGACGACCGUCGGCGAAGCCUUACGAAGUUGCAACCAAUGGGGUGCCGGUGCGUUGGACAUCACUCAGCUACGAUUGA